This is a messenger RNA of Rhizoctonia solani, 2496 nucleotides long. RefSeq names its product WD40 repeat-like protein. Bases 1 to 2496 code for a protein of 831 amino acids. The transcript has 5 exons. NCBI's taxonomy places the organism in Eukaryota, Fungi, Basidiomycota, Agaricomycetes, Cantharellales, Ceratobasidiaceae. Gene Ontology annotation, molecular function: protein binding. The record is from RefSeq and is a predicted model, not a curated record.
AUGAAUCAACCAGUAGGCACUGAAAUGACCAACAGCAUGAGACGAACUCAUGAGGUCCUGAAGGAGGAGAUCAACAAGGUCACUAGCCGCCAAUCGAUGACGAAAAGAAGACGUCUGAUCGGUGCAAUCCAAGAGGCAAACGAGAUAGAGGAGUGCUACCGUCGAAUCAAUAGUCAUCUUCAACGCUUAUCACUCAACGUAAACAUCAAUAUCCUCAAGGCGGCAAAUAAGCAAGCCAUGGAGCUACGAUUAAAAAACAUGUCGCCCGCCAUGUCGGCAGUCUUCGAUUCUACAGCUUCUCAUAAUGUCAAGCGAGGAUCAUGCGCACCUGGCACCCGGGUUACACAAAUAGACCUAUUGCUCAAGUGGGCUCAGAGCCCGGAGGUCGGCAGAACAUGUUGGAUGAAUGGCAUGGCAGGCACAGGGAAAACAACCAUCGCAUACAGCGUCUGCGAGAGACUUAAGGACAGCUGCCAGCUUGGAGCCAGCUUCUUCUGCUCACGAACAAUCCCAGAGUGUCGGCAGGUUAAACACAUCAUACCAUCCAUCGCGUAUCAACUCGCUCGGUUUUCCUUUCCAUUCCAUGAAGUACUCGAUAAAAUACUCGACACGGACCCGGAUAUAUAUGGGCUAACGUUGAAGACCCAGUACGAGAAGCUGAUCGUUGGACCUCUAUUGAAAUCUUACAGCACUUUGCCCACAAGCUUUAUCGUCGUGAUCGAUGCUUUGGACGAAUGCGAGAAUCAGGAAAGCGUCGGCCAGAUCCUUGACUUGCUCUUAUCGACCGAAUACACCUUGCCUGUGAGGUACAUUGUCUCGAGCCGACCGGAGAAGGAGAUUACUCAACGCAUGGAGAAACGCGGCGAUGCAAACGACGACCCACGGCUGGUGCUGUAUGAGUUAGAUGUCAAUUCCGCCGGCCCAGAUAUUGGCUUGUAUAUGCAGCAUGAGCUGCAAGGCGUUCCGCUCACCAAGGAUGAAAUCUCACAGAUAGUCCAACGCUGCGGGUCGUUCUUUAUCUAUGCUUCUACCGCCUGCGGAUACAUCAAACAAGCGCACGAAAUCAACGACCUUGAAGAGGCCUUGGGCGUACUCAUGGACUCGACUUUGAUCCCGAUGGAGCAAGACGAUAAGAACGUGAUCGACCACUUGUAUACGACCAUACUAGCUACAGCCUUCCGCAAGUCGGGAAUGAUCCAGAAAAGCAAAGAAAAAAUGCGGGACAUACUCGAAACAGUGAUAUGCGCCAUAGAGCCCAUGACACUCAAUACAAUUGGCCAGAUGCUAGGCCUGAAGAACGCAGAGCAAGUGGAUCGGCUACUCAAGCCCUUACGAUCGGUGCUUAACGUCGGAAAAGAAAACAAGCUGGUCACACCCCUUCACGCGUCGUUUCCGGACUUCAUGCUGUCCAAGGACCGGUCAAAAGAUCUGUGCUGCGAACGUAGAAGGCGACACGCCGCAAUGACAAAAGCAUGUCUUGAGCUGAUCAGCAAGGCCGAGCCGCAGUUCAACAUAUGUGGCUUGCCAUCGUCACACCUUUUAGAUAGCGAGGUACAUGACCUGGAUGCUCGAACCAGCAAGUCAAUCUCUAAAGGCCUGGCAUACGCCUGUCGACACUGGCCCACCCACCUUGGGUUUGCGGAGCACAGCGAUGAAUUCGUUGGAUGGGUACGCGACUUCUUUUCGUCAAGACUACUGCUCUGGAUGGUGAUCAUGAACCUGACGAAACAAAUACGCUAUGGGACAACAAUGAUCCAGAAAGUAGAGAAGUGGUGCAGCGAACACAAAGCCCCUGAGGAUAUGACAAAACUAGUGCACGACGCGUCACAGUUUGUGUCUGUGUAUGGGAAUCAUCCUGUAUCCCAAAGUACUCCUCACAUCUACGUAUCUAUGCUUCCAUUCUGGCCACCCUCCAGACCCGUUUCUACGACGUACAUGCCAAGGACAAUUGGGGUAAUCGAACCGAAAGGGACAGCGAUGGCACGAAGGCGACUGGCGCUUAUUGCCACGUGGAAGGUCUCGACUGAAUGGAUUCAGUGGAUCGGUCUUUCGGCUAAUGGAACACGACUGGCAGCACCCACCGAGAACGGCAUAGAGGUAUAUGAUACAUCCACUGGCAAGAGCAUAUCCAGCCUCACGUUCGAACGCACAAGGGGUGUCCACUCAGUUGCCAUAUCUCCCGAUGGCACCCAUGUCGCUUUUGCCAAAUAUCGUGCUGCCUACAUAUGGAAUGUCGGGAAUCAAGAGAUGACUGCCAAUUUGUUCCCCAACCUUACUUCAUCCAUUAAAUGCAUCGCAUUCUCCACGGAUGGAUAUCACAUUGCCUGUGGCACACGUAAUGGCGAGGUACACAUCCACGCCUUGCAUGACGGUACUACCAGUCUUAGUCCACUCAAAGGGCAUACCAAAGAGGUCAGGUUGAUCGCAUUCUCCCCAGACGGUUUGCAUCUUGCAUCUGCCUCAGGGGACCACACUGUGCGAGUGUGGAAUGUAUGA